This is a messenger RNA of Musa acuminata subsp. malaccensis (wild Malaysian banana), 938 nucleotides long. RefSeq lists its product as uncharacterized. The record is from RefSeq and is a predicted model, not a curated record. Gene Ontology annotation, molecular function: S-adenosylmethionine-dependent methyltransferase activity. Lineage: Eukaryota; Viridiplantae; Streptophyta; Magnoliopsida; Zingiberales; Musaceae.
GUCCGCCACAGCAGCGCACGCAUCCACGUAAGUUUGACUCAGGGCUUGCGCGCAGAGAGAGAGAGAGAGAGGGGAAUGGCGAACCUGUUCUGCAAGCAAGCGCAGAAUUAUGUGGAGACUCGGCCGAGUUACCCGGAAGAUCUAUUCCGGUUCAUCGCAUCCAAGACUCCCCAGCACGACCUGGCUUGGGAUGUGGGCACCGGCAGCGGUCAGGCCGCCGUCUCCCUAGCCAGGCUCUACAAGAGAGUGGUGGCGACGGACACGAGUCAGGAGCAACUCAGCUUCGCGCCCAGGCUCCCCAACAUCGACUACCGCCACACGCCGCCCACCCUGUCGCCCACGGAUCUGCACCAGCACGUGGCGCCGCCUUCGACCGUGGACCUGGUCUGCGUGGCCCAGGCGCUCCACUGGUUCGACCUCCCCACCUUCUACGACGGGGUCAACUCGGUCCUGGCCAAGCCCGGAGGCGUCCUCGCCGUGUGGUGCUAUACCGAGCCCCGAGUCGACCCGGCGGUGGACACGGUGUUCUGGCGCCUGUACACCGAAUCGGGCCGGUUCUGGGCAGCGGCACGACAGAUGGUGGAUGACGAGUACAGGAGCAUGCUGUUCCCGUACGAUCCGGUGGACGGGGAGGAAAGCACGGGGCCGUUUGAGUUCGCGGCGGAGCGGGCCAUGGACAUGGGGACGUAUCUCACCUACAUUAGGUCGUGGUCGGCGUAUCAGACGGCUAAGGAAAGGGGAGUGGAGCUUUUGACGGAUGAGAUGGUGAGUGAUCUUGAGAAGGCAUGGGGUGGCGACGGGAAGGCGGUCAAGGUGGUCCGCUUCCCUAUCUUCCUUAGGAUUGGGAAAGUGAGGACCUAAAAUUUCUGUGUCUCGAUUUGGUGUUCCCUUUCAAGAUUUUAUAAGCAAUAAUAAAAUCCCCUUUCUCAAAAUUUCAA